AUGGCGGCCCUUUGGACCGCGCCCAUGGCCUGGGGCCGCGUCCCCGUCGUCGGCAAUGUCAAGUUGCACAUUCUUUCCGAGCGUCUCGUGCGCAACGGACCCUCAGCACCUACCGCUACCAGCGGUAACCAAUCCUCAAAGGCCGCAAACUACCGCAGCGAAAAGCUCAUCGUGCGCUGGAAGACUUGCGGCAAGACAAAAGGCAAGGGCAUGGGCGCGCUCUACCGUGGUAUCGGCGGUAGCGAGCAGGUUGACAAGAUUACGGAGUUUCUUGGAGGCGAUGUGAGAGACGACGAAGAGUUUUGCGGGCUGUUCAUCUUCGAGUUUGACGAGGAAGGGCGGGUAGUGUCGCACACUAUCGAGCACGUGGAGGAAGGGGGAAGUUGGGACAAGAUGACAAAGGUCAUCAGUGUGACGGAUUGGUUGCUGGGGAAGGCAUGGGGAAAGAAAGGGGAGGUGCCGCCGGGACUGGCGCUGGGGUAUUGUGCGGAUGAAGAGGACAGACAUGGCGCAGUGAGGGCUAGGCGAAGGCGGAGUUGA
Molecule: messenger RNA, 540 nt
Organism: Coniosporium apollinis CBS 100218
Lineage: Eukaryota; Fungi; Ascomycota; Dothideomycetes
Exons: 1
Coding region: 1-540 (179 amino acids)
Source: RefSeq, a predicted model, not a curated record